ACCAAAAAUAUCUUGCGACGACAUGUAAUCUUGGAACCUAAUUAGUUUAGAAUUCUAUAAAAAGAUACUAUUGGAGGAGAUUACAUCCUUCUCAUCUCACUUUAUUCCUCUAAAAUCUACUCCUUUUUAUUUAUUUUUCUCUCAAAACACACUCUUUUCAACUUUUCCACACCUUAAAAAGAUCUCUCAUGGCGAUGUCAUUAUCAGGAGCUGCUCUCAGUGGGAUUAGUUCUUCUUUCCACAGUGGAGGAGCCAAGCUUAGCGGCGUUGGCGCCGUCAGAGUUGGCCGGAAGACUGAGCUGGUCGUCAUUGCUCAGCACAAGAAGUCGUUGGUCUACGCCGUUAAAAAUGACGGCAACAUUCUCGAUGACAUCAACGAAGCCACAAAGAAAGCUUCGGAUUUCAUGACGGAGAAGACAAAGGAGGCAUUGAAAGAUGGCGAGAAAGCAAAAGACUACAUUGUAGAGAAAACCGUUGAAGCCAAAGAUACGGUGGUGGAGGAAGCUCAAAAAUCUUCAGAAUUUGCGAUGGAGAAAGGAAAAGAAGUCGCAAACACGGCGGCUGAGUUCGUAGAGGGUAAAGCAGAAGAGGCUAAGGAAGCCAUUAAGCCCUGAUUCAACCACUUAAAACUAGUUAACAUAUCUAUUGAUCCUCUUUUUAUCUUUCUUCAUCUUCAAUAUUUUUUUUCUUUUAUGUUGUUCACCAUUUGUAAUAACGAUAUGUUUGUUAUUACAUUCUAAUUUCGUUUGCUCA
This is a messenger RNA of Eutrema salsugineum, 753 nucleotides long. Its product is annotated as protein COLD-REGULATED 15B, chloroplastic. The record is from RefSeq and is a predicted model, not a curated record. The coding region runs from base 189 to 614 and encodes 141 amino acids. Lineage: Eukaryota; Viridiplantae; Streptophyta; Magnoliopsida; Brassicales; Brassicaceae. The transcript has 2 exons.